UCCUGCUGCGGGAUCACCACUCUGUCGCCAGUCAGUCAGUCAGUCAGCCAGAAUAGUCAGUCUAUCGGUGGUUGCUUUCGGGAUCGGAUAUGCUUUUCGGGUGUUCCCGUGCGUCGCGGUUUUCAUCGUCCAUUGUCGUGGCAAGCAGGUGCAGCGUAUUGACCGGAGCGUGCUUUUAGUGCAAGUGGCAGGCAUACACUCCCAGCCGGUGAUAAAUACACACGGGAACGAGAAGUUCGCUUAGGGAAAGUGAGCUCGUAUCUUGAGCCGACUGCAGUAUCGACAGUGGAAUAGUGCAUAGUUUCGGUGGGCUGCUUUCGUCCCUACAAGCGGUAUUUGUGCAUUGUUCUAGGAAAGGAUUUUCCGAAACGCACCGGGAAGUUUUCCUCGUAUUGUUAUUGUUGGUGUGGAUGUUUGUGCCAGCAACGGUGAUGAUGAUGAUGAUGAUGCCAAUGAUGUGAAUAAUAUUCGUACGUUGCUCUUCUGUUCGUAAAGUUUGCAACGCAGUGCUCGCUUUAGUGUUAUUAGUGAGAAACCCUAACGGUAGAGGGGCUUUGAUGCUUCCCUGAGAAAUAAUGAUGCUGAAGCUGUAGAAUCGAAACGGCGACGGCGGGCUGCAUCCAACGGAUCGGAAAAGGUGUUUUGGAAGUGUUUGUAUUUAUGUGCAGUGUUUUGUCAUGGAAUAAAUCGUAAAUCCAACAGCAUAUCAAGCGAACAACACUAACCAUUGAAUUUCAGAAGUGAGCUAAACCGUGACAACUUCAGACUUCAUCCGCCUAUUUGGUAUUGCUAUUCACCUUUGCUUCUGAAAUAAUUAAUUUACCCCUCCUCCAGCGACCGCUACUGAUUCGGUCACAACUCCACUGCGACAUGGUCGCUAGUGGUGCGGGAUGAAGUGUUCAUGCGAAAACAACGCCAACAACCCGCAACCACCGCCAUCGGCUGACAGUGGCAGCCACCAAUUAGGGUAGCUCGUCGCAUCCACCAGCCCUCUUUGAAGCUCAUUCAACCUGAAAUUUAAUAUUAUUAAAUCAUUAAAUGACGGCAUGCCAUUCAGCUGCCGGUCAGGCGCUGCGCUGGGUGGUGUUUAACCGUAGAAAAAACUGAAACGUGUGUAUAGGCUAGUGCAAUUCAAAUUUUCAUACAAGCGAAAAGUGGCAGUGUAGUGUGCUUACUGCGGAUGCUGUUGACCGUGUAAAAGUACAUCAACGCCCACUCAUCACCCCUACCGCCAUUGUACCAGACGGUGAAUCCGGACGCGAACGAUCGCAAGUGAAACGUUACAAUAAUGUUGAUUCUUCACACAAUCAAAUUAAUUUUAAUAACUUUAAAUAUUCUGCCAUAUCGGUUCACGCACCGGAAUGUGCUCUUCCUGAUCUACCUGGGGACGCUCGUAACGCACGUGUUUAUGGAUGAACCUCGAUUCGCACAGCCAAUUCCAAACGUGACGGUAGCUGUUGGUAGGGAUGCAAAUCUUCCCUGCGUAGUAGAACAUUUAGGUACUUACAAGGUAGCCUGGAUCCACAUAGACCGGCAGAUGAUACUGACGAUACAUAGGCACGUAAUAUCACGAAUUCCGCGGUACAGUGUGACCUACGACAACUCCAAUACGUGGCUGCUGCACGUUAACCAGGCCCAGCAGGAUGACCGGGGUUACUAUAUGUGCCAAGUCAACACGAACCCUAUGAUCAGCCAGGUUGGAUACCUGCAAGUAGUCGUGCCUCCAAACAUCCUGGACAUCGAGAGCACUCCCUCGUCGGUGGCAGUACGGGAGAACCAAAACAUCAACAUGACAUGUCGAGCCGACGGAUUUCCGACUCCCAAAAUAAUCUGGCGGCGCGAGGACGGCCAAAGCAUCACCGUCGAACGAAAAAAGAAAGUGAUGGUUUACGAUGGCGAAGUGCUUCAUCUGACGAAAGUGAGCCGAAACGAGAUGGGUGCUUAUCUCUGCAUAGCCACUAAUGGCGUGCCACCAUCAGUGUCUAAGCGGAUUAUUCUUGACGUUGAGUUUUCACCUAUGAUAUGGGUUCCAAAUCAACUUGUUGGAGCUCCUCUAUCGACAGAUGUAACGAUAGACUGUCACACAGAAGCGCAUCCAAGAGCGAUCAUCUACUGGGUCUACAAUUCCGUGAUGGUACUACCGAGCAAAAAGUAUAUAAUCGAUUACAACGAAAACUCUUAUCGAGCACAUAUGAAGCUGACCAUCAAGAAUUUAUCGCUCGGCGACUUUGGGAAUUACCGGUGUAUUUCGAAAAACUCCUUAGGGGAGACCGAAGGUUCAAUACGUGUCUACGAAAUUCCUCUACCAUCGACACCGUCGAAGCAAAUAACGCACGUAGUGGAACCGAAAGAAGUGGUGGUAACGCGAAACGAAACCAUUAAGGUCGUCCAACCCGAGGUGCUGUUUCCAAUUAAGAACGAUGAAAACUAUGCGCAGCGCUCCCCCAACGGCAUCCCGUUCGAGCGCAAGGGUUUGGCAAUCGGACAAAGCUUCUACACUGAUAUGCCGCCAAAGGAUUUCGGCUACUCCCACGCAUCGUCGCUACGGUGGAACUGUGCAGCCUACUACGUGCUAGUCAAAAUUGUCAGCAUAUCUUCAUCGCUCACCUACUCCUACUGCGUCGCCAACCAGUUAUUUCUGUAAACGUCAUCAAGGGUAUGUUUGUAAAACGAUUGUAUAUUAACAAAAACAAUAUGUUAUGUUAAGGAAGUUUAUACAGCAAUCCCCAUAUCAUUACUGAAAGGAUUAUCCCUUGCCUGAUUUGACCCAACAUAUCCGUAAGUUUGUACAUUGAAAACGUGAAAUUCGAAGCAAGUGAUAUUAUAGUCAAAUUGCAAAUUAAAGACAAAAACCAACUCAGAAAACAUAAUUGCCAACAAGAUCAUCAUAUCCUCACAGAACCAAAUCAAAACGAAAUCCUUUACGUCUAUAGUGACAAACUCGAGCGCGAUCCAAAAGACACAGCAAGACAUUGCGAACUAUCUAUUAAGCAUACCAAACGACUAAUAGGAUGUUAAAAUAAUUCAAACUCUUUAAAAAGCUAUGGACCCUAGCAGAAAUUAGGAAACAGAAAUCAGAAACGCUUUUUGUUGCAAAUAAAAUUAUUGAUGACUAAAACUAUGGAAGUAAUAAGAAUGUAAUUAAACUAGGCUGACAGCGAACUGUAUCAUAAUAGUGAUAAAACGGGGAAAAAUCAGUUGUUGAUUAGAUGUAACUAGUAGCUAUAUUCAAGCGCAAAUAGACGUUGGAAUGUUGACAAAUGUCGCUAAAAUGCCAACAUGAUGUACAUAAAGUAAUUCCAGUUGGUGAAACAACUGGCAGGCAGGCAGGCAACCGAUUUGUAAAAAUAUACAUCUACUUGCCAAACCGCAUGCGAGCAAAUGAAGAUACUACUAAGUAAUAAUUUAUUUACUAGUCAAAGUUCGACUCUAGUUGAGGAAUUGCAACCAUAAUUGCUGAAUCAUGUAAACGAAAAGGAAAACCCUAAAAGUAUUAUUUUAAAGAUUUUAUAUGAAGCCAUUAUGCUGACUGUUUGGUCUGACUCUAAAUCGCUCAGCUAACGUGGGAUAAUAUCAUGCAGAAAUAACGAAAACGCUCAUAUCGAUUAGAUAUUGUAAUGGGAACUGAGAUGAACAAGGCGCAAUUCGAUCAAAUGUAUUAUUGAAGGAUAUUUUUGUUAACCUAAACCAAGGAUGAAUCAUACGAACGAAAAGCAAAUAAAAAAAACCAAAAGAAAACAUUUGAUUUA
Molecule: messenger RNA, 3749 nt
Organism: Topomyia yanbarensis
Lineage: Eukaryota; Metazoa; Arthropoda; Insecta; Diptera; Culicidae
Gene: DIP-delta
Product: lachesin
Exons: 12
Coding region: 1289-2644 (451 amino acids)
Cellular component (GO): neuron projection
Source: RefSeq, a predicted model, not a curated record